AUGUUGCGCCGCGCCCUGCGCCGGCUGCAGUACAGCGCCCCGCUGUCGUACCCGUACGCCCCGCCGGCCUACGACCCCGCUGCCGUCCCCACCGACGCCAGCGGCGCCGCUGGCGUCGGUGGGGGCGGCAACGGCGGCGGCGGCCCCAGCGCGCAGCUGCAGAUGCAGCGCAGCUCCCGCAUCCACCUCAACCCCGCCUCCUUCGUGGAGCCGGUGCCGCGCAACACGGUGCUCAACAUCGUCCCGCAGGGCCGGCAGUACGUCGUGGAGCGGCUGGGGCGCUACCACCGCACGCUCGACCCCGGCUGGUGGCUGGUGGUGCCGCUGCUGGACAGGAUCCGCUACUGCUACAGCGUUAAGGAGCAGGGGGUGGAGAUCCCGAACCAGUCGGCGAUCACCUCCGACAACGUCAUGGUGGAGAUCGACGGCGUCCUCUUCCUGCGCAUUGUCGACGCGGAGAAGGCGAGCUACAACAUCGAGAACCCCGUCUACAACCUGCUGAACCUCGCCCAGACGACGAUGCGGAGCGAGAUCGGCCGCCUCGACCUCGACACCCUCUUCCGCGAGCGCACGCUACUCAACAAAAACAUCGUCGAGGUGCUGCGCCGCGAGGCGAACGACUGGGGCAUCGAGUGCAAGCGGUACGAGAUCCGCGACAUCACCGUCAGCGAGCUCGUGCGGCGCUCCAUGGACCUGCAGGCCGACGCCGAGCGCCGCAAGCGGCAGCUCAUCCUGCAGUCGGAGGGCGAGGCACAGGCGGAGGUGAACCGCGCGGAGGGGCUCAAGCGCGCCCAGCGCUGCGCCGCCGAGGCACAGAGGUACACAGUCGUGCAGCGCGCCGAGGCGGAGGCGGCGGCGACGGGCGUCAUGGCCGAGGCGGUCUCGAAGAGCGUCACGGUGGUCGCGGGCUCGCUGGAGCAGGCCCCGCGCAGCGGCGACGCCGUCGCCCUGCGGGUGGCGGAGAAGUACAUUGAGAAGUUCGGCGAACUCGCCAAGGCGAGCAACACGGUGGUGCUCGGGAAGAACGUUGGGGACCCCGCGGAGUUCUCGGCGCAGGCGCUCUCCAUCUUCAACGCCCUCAGCGCCGUCACGGGCGGUGCGGGGGGCGCCGGUAGCAGCCGCGGCACGCUCCCCGCGUCGUCCGCCGCGGGUAAGUAG
Molecule: messenger RNA, 1158 nt
Organism: Trypanosoma conorhini
Lineage: Eukaryota; Euglenozoa; Kinetoplastea; Trypanosomatida; Trypanosomatidae
Product: SPFH domain/band 7 family protein
Exons: 1
Coding region: 1-1158 (385 amino acids)
Cellular component (GO): membrane
Source: RefSeq, a predicted model, not a curated record